CUCGCAGAUUUUCCGCUCUUCAGCUCGGUGCUCGGUGGUGUUAGACGAGAAUGUAAGCUAGGUGGCCGCACGAACACAUUUAUCACACCGAGCCUGUGCCAGACGCACAUGGGAUCCGUCCUGCGUACCCGGGGAUCUUCAGCAACCCGCAGCCGGAGCGGAGGGCACCCACAGCCCCGGUCAGGAGCAGCGCUCACCUCCUUUUUUCUGCUGCCUGGACUCUCUUUGACACACACUAACACACACACACACACACGCAUUCUCUGUGAAACACAUUUUUUGAGGUGAUCUCUCUCUUUUUUUCUUCUUCUUCUUCUCCUCCUGUGAGAGGCUCGCGGAGACACAGCGCGUUAUUUAUUUAUAUCGUGUGUGAGCCCUGACAGUCAGCCGCGGCGGACAAACUGCGUCUUUGCGCGGAGAGGUCGGACUUCUUUUUUUUUGUGGCUAAAUAAAAAGGGUGGUGGGGGGGUGGUGGGAGAGAAAAACACAGCAAAAAAAAAAAAAAAAAAAACACUCGCGAAAAGACUCCCGUCCUGGUCGCCCCCCCAGUCUUUUUUUAUUUCCUGUCAGUUUUUUUCUUCUUCUUGCGAUUUAUUUCCUGCUGCCAAACCCAGGGAAACCACGGGACUGAUCCCCCUUUUUUUUUUUGCUCCGAGGAUGAAAGAAAACUAGAUUUAUGAUCGAGGCUUUGAGGGUUGUUUUACUGGAUUUAUUUCGCUGUGGAGGAAAAAGAGAUCCGAGGGAGAGAGCGGAGCUGUGCGCAAAAUACAAAAAAAAGAGAAAAGAAUAAAAUAAAGCCGAGGUCUUCCUCCUCUCUUCUCUUCCUCUCCCUCCCUCUAUCUCUCCAUCUAUCAAUCUGUCUACCUAUCCUCUCCUGUCCAUCUAUCUCUCCAAUUUGUUUCCAUGUUUUUAGGUCCGUGCGAUUUUGCUAAAAUGCAUCAUCAACAGCGGAUGGCAGCUUUGGGAACAGACAAGGAACUGAGUGACUUACUGGAUUUCAGCGCGAUGCGAAACAGCGAUUUGAAAAUGUUCCCAACAUCCAUGAUGUUUUCCCCUCCUGUUAGCAGUGGAAAGAACGGGCCAACCUCCCUGGGGAGCGGACAUUUCUCCGGCUCAAAUAUGGAGGAGAGAACGAGUGCAGGGUCAUGGGCAAGUGGAAGUCGUUCUUCCAAGAAUUAUGCAGAUGGGUCUCAGUACAUGGCGUCACAUGACAGCCUCUCACCUCCGUACACCAACUCCAGGCUAACAGGUAAAACAGAGAGGAGUUCAUACUCGUACGGCAGAGAGUCCAACCCACAUUGCCACCAGUCGGUACUGGGUGGUGAGUUGGGUUUGGGGAGUCCCGGCGCGGCGUCGCCCACCAAGCCGGCCGGUCAGUACUACCAGCACUACAGCUCCAACCCCCGGAGGAGAACGCUGCCUAUGGACACCAUGGAGGUUCACCCAAAAAAAGUGCGGAAGGUCCCUCCUGGCUUGCCGUCCUCAGUGUACGCUCCGUCUGCCAGUACAGCGGACUACAACAGGGACUCACCGGGUUAUCCCUCCUCCAAACCUCCCAGCUCUGGCUUCCCAAGUUCAUUUUUCAUGCCAGACGGUCACCACAGUGGCGAUCCGUGGAGCAGCAGCAGUAGCAGUAUGAGCCAGCAGGGUUACCACGGCAGCAUGCUGGGGAGCGGGAACUCAGCCCACGGCCCUGCCCAGAGCUCCUCCUACUGUGGGAUUCACCCUCACGACAGAUUGAGCUACCCCUCGCACUCGUCUGCAGACAUCAGCUCCAGCCUUCCUCCCAUGUCCAGCUUCCACCGAGGGGGAGGGAGUGGGGGCGGAGCCAAUCACUACAGCACCGCCUCUUGCACAGCCUCCACCAACGGCACAGACAGCAUCAUGGCUAACCGAGCACAGAGCUCAGCAGCCAGCAGCUCUCAGACAGGAGACGCCUUAGGGAAAGCACUCGCAUCCAUCUACUCUCCGGACCACACGAACAACAGCUUCUCGUCCAAUCCCUCCACCCCAGUCGGCUCUCCACCCUCCCUCACAGCUGCCAGUUCAGCUGUGUGGUCAAGAAAUGGCGGACAGGGACCGUCAUCGCCAAACUAUGAGGCUCCGUUGCACUCUCUGCAAAGUCGUAUCGAGGACCGUCUGGAGCGUUUGGACGAUGCCAUCCACGUACUGCGGAGCCACGCGGUGGGACCGUCGACGGGUAUGGCGAGCGGGCACGGUGAGAUGCACAACCUCAUCGGAGCCGCACAUACGCACAAUGGCGCUAUGGGUGCACUGAGCAGCGGGUAUGGGACGGGACUGCUGUCAGCCAACAGACACUCCCUCAUGGUGGGCUCUCACAGAGAAGACGGCAGCAGCGUGGGUGGACUGCGUGCCGGACACUCGAUGGCGGGUCAGGUGCCAGUGCCUCAGCUGCCCGUUCAGUCGGCCACCUCGCCAGACCUCAACCAGCCCGACCCGUACCGCGCCCUGUCCGGAGGCCUCCAGGGCCAGAGCACCUCCUCUGUCAGCUCGGAGAUCAAGUCUGAGGAUGAGGGCGACGAGAACCUCCUGCAGGAAACGAAGCCCCUGGACUCCAAGAAGGAGGACCCCGACAACAAGGACCUCAAAUCUAUUGAUAGGUCAAGAUCUAGCAACAACGACGACGAGGACCUGUCUCCUGAGCAGAAGAUGGAGAGAGAGAGGGAACGGAGGAUGGCCAACAACGCACGGGAGCGUCUGCGUGUCCGCGACAUCAACGAGGCAUUCAAGGAGCUGGGCAGGAUGGUCCAGCUGCACCUGAAGAGCGACAAACCCCAGACCAAGUUACUGAUCCUGCACCAGGCCGUGGCUGUCAUCCUCAGUCUGGAGCAGCAAGUCCGAGAGCGAAACCUGAACCCCAAGGCGGCCUGUCUGAAGCGCCGCGAGGAGGAGAAGGUCACCGUGACAUCGGACGGGGCUCCCCUCUCAUUGGCCGCCGCGCACCACGUCGCCGCCGCCGCCAUGGGCGACGGGUCAAACCCCUUGGGACAAAUGUAAAACGCAGCAACAUCUCCUCCCCCCCUGAAUGGUCCAAGGUGCCAGAGUUCAUCAAGAUGAUGAGUGACCACUUCCUCUGACGACGUUUUCAUGACAACCCCGGCAAUCGAUCAAAACCCAUUGUUGCUUCAGCCUGACCAAUCAGAUUCUCUGGAACUUCGGCCUGACCAAUCAGAUCAGCCUCUUUCCCUCCUCUCGUCCGUCGUCUCCGAUCCUCCUCUUCACCUUCGUCUCCUUCUUCUCUCUCUCCGAGAACACAAACUGCAGAAUCACAUUAGUCGCUUUCGUCACUUUGCAUCUCCAGCUGAAGUGAACUGGAUGCUACUUUGUGAGACGUUCAAAUGGCCGCCGUUACAUGGCUGCCACAAAGUGGCAGUUUGUGGGAGCUUUUGACACAAAGUGACAGCAAUGGACAAAUGUCUUUGGAAUCACAUCAUCCAAGAAAUUCUUCUUCUUGUGCUACUUGUUUUAUCAGCAUUCCCAAUUUUAAAGAACAAAAGGGUUCUAUAUAUAGUAUAUAUAUAUAUAUAUAUGAGAAAAGGAAAACAUGACAAAAAACUUGUUAAAAAAGUGCAACUUGGACGCGGGCAGUGAGGAGGGUACAAGUUGGGGAGGGUUGUUGAGAACGGAGCAAAACAUAUCACAAAGUGUUAAAGAGAUUUUUUUCUUUUUUCUUUUUUUUUUUUAAAGCAACAUUGCGCAGCUGUUGUUGAACGCAGCUUCAGCGCGUCUCUGACUGAAUGGCAAUCUAACGCCACACUGUGGAUGAAGCUGUGCCUGAUCUCCUCUUGGAUGCAAACCAGUCAGAUAGAUACAUGUGGAGAAGCAAAGCAAACAAACAAGAAAAUAAAAAAAAAAGAACAGGAAAGUUCCAGACAGUAUCACGCAAUUAAGCAAGCUGCCCACUCAUACAUCCCCUUACGAAACACACAUUUUCACAGAUUAAAUUCCAAAUGAAAAUGAAGAAGAGGUUAGGAAUCUGUUGCAACCCUCCUGCUUUUCCGAAUGCCGAAUUAUCUGAACAAAACAUAGUUUGCAAAUGCUUUUUGACUAUCAUAGACGCCUACAAAGAAGCGGGGCUAAACAAGAAAAACGGGGGCAACUCGUUCUUCCCCUUCAAAUGCAUUCCUUCGUAACCGAUUUACAAUAGAUUGUUAGUGUUAAAAAAAGAAACCUGAACAUGUUUAUGUAUUUUUUAUUAGUGUUUUAUGCUAAUAGCAACGUUGACUUUGUUUAACAAAAGGCGAAAUUGUGCAAACUGUAAAAAUCUUAGUGAAUACAAAAGCCUGGAUAGUUCCCAAAUGACCCAUGUGUAUCUAUUGAGAGGAAGAGAUUAUCUAGAAAAUCAAUCAUUGAAUCCGUUGAUCAAUCAACCAAUGAGUGACUCCAGGGGGACUGGGGUAUUUAAAUUAUUGAAGGUAGAGGAGCUACAGAAGACUGGAAGGAAGGAUCAUGCUGUAAUGAAAAAAAGUGUACUUCUAAAUGUGGCAGUCUGACUUUUCUUGACAUCUUCAUUUGAGAUUGUUAUGAUGGCUGUGGGGUGCAGAUGAAAAAAUGAUGACAGAAAAGAAGAGCUCUAGCAAACAUCCCGAAUCAAAGUCAGAUAUUCGUCAGCAUCUGCAGAGCAGGCAGAGUUUGAAAUGUUGUCCAGGCUUUUGCUGAAAUCGAAUGAUAACUGGGCAGAUGGUUAAGAGUAAGGACAGAUGAUAAAAAUGAUAUAUAGAUGGUUGGUGGAUGAGAGGGAAGGGGGGCUGGACUGAGCACAGAAGUGAAAUCUAUUCCACGUUUAGCACAUUCCCAGAAUCUUGAUCGCUCUACUUGAACUCGAGUGCUCCCGAUGUCCUGAAGGCCUGAACCAUGAGAGUUUUGGGAACCAUGGGAGGGUGAGGAGAAAAGCAGGAUUGAAGUGGUUUAACAUCCUGAGGAGCUGGAAAUAGGGAGGAAGAGAAGGAAAACCAGAGAAAUCCAGAGGUAUAAAUAAUGAUGACGCUGCAGGGGGAGCAAAGGGAACAAUCAUCGGGAUGAGGGGUGUAUAAUUUUCUUCUAGGGGCCAAGCAGCAGUAGUCAAAGCAUUCCUGUGUUGGAUUCAUCAUAUUCCCUAAUUUUCUGGUUUAGUAUAAGGCUGAUCAUAACCCUAAACCUCUAACCCCAACCUCAGACCUCCUUGCCCAGAGUAACAACCUUGGGGGACUUUCUGAUUGACAUUGGUUGUCUGAAAAGUGUGUUUUUAAAGUGUCUGUUGCUGGGACCAUUUACUGUUUGGAAUACCAUUGGCCUUGCAACCCAUUGCUUGGUAGUGUUGCAAUAAAGUCUGGCAAAAUUGCUCUUCCUGUAGCAGACAACUUCAGACUUUAUUAAAUUCAGCCUUAGAAUCAGCUAUAGUUAGAUAGUUAGCAGCACUCAGAUGUUUUGGGUUCCCAGAAUAAAGUGUGCAUUCACAUGUAAAUUUAAAACAUUUUAAAACAGUCCAGAAUUUCAGAGUGCUGCCUCUUUUACUUAGACUUAUCCAGGUUUCCUGGGUAGAAGUUAAGUAGAAGUCAACACUGACUUGGGAAAGAAACUGAUCAGAAUUGGAUCAGACCAAAGCAGGAAUGGCCGACACAAAAUCUUUUAUCAUGUCCAGGUGAGAAAAUACAUAAAUUAGGGCACUAUAGGUCAGGAAGAAAACUUUAAAGGUCCACUCUCCAUCAACAGAUGAAGGUAACUGGAGUACCUGCAAGUGUCCAAUGUGCUCUGGUGUCAAUCUGAAAGUCUCCUGUCGCCCCAGUUUGAGCCUUCCUUAAUCCAGACCUAUGUUUAAUCCCCAGUCCCAGUGUUGUCUUCUCUGCUGACCCUAGCCUUAUGAGCCCUAAACCAGAGCCCUAGCCCCUCUCCCCAGCCUCUUGCCCCACCUAGGCAUUCCCACAGAUGCAAUUUGAACAUUCACAAUUCUACCAAUGUGCCUUUUUAGAGUUCAUAUCAUUCGAGUUGCCAGAGGAGGACAUUUACCUGGUCUUUUAAUAGGAUGCAAGCUUAGGGAAACCUGUUCUUAGUCGUUAGGUUCUAUGCAGUCAGGUUUUUUACCAGACCUGGGAAUUUAAAAAAAGCUAAAAAGGAAAAAAAAGUAUUUUUUGGAUAAAAAACAACAACAAACUAAACUGUAUUUAAUGUACUGUACGCUUAUAUGUAAGUAGACAGCGUGUUCUGGCCUCGAGCCAGUGAGACAGACGCUUGAUUUAGCAAGACGAGCCCCCGUCCCAGGCCUCUCCGUCCCCCCUCCCCAAGUCCUCCAUAACCCCGAGCCCUUCCCGUUCCAAGCCCCAGCCCUGUUUCCAUGGUGAACAACGCGUCUCUUCUUGUAUUAUAGCUUAUCAGCUUUUUAUCAAUAUUUGAACGGCUUGUCCGUAAGCCAAUGUAGUCUUCAGUACAAAGUGUGUGGUCGUAUGUUGUAAAACAGAUUUUCUUUUUCUCUCUUUCUCUCUCUCUCUCUCUCUCUCUCUCUCUAUCUCUCUUUUUUAAGAAGAAUCUUUUCUCUUAUUACUUUUUCUUUGUCUGUUCUGGUUUACAUGUCUAUUAUAGAAAAUGUAAAAAAACAAAACAAAAAGAAAAACAAAAAAACAACAACAAUUCGCUAUCCGACAGCAUUGUUCUCUGUCGGUGGUCAUUUUGACGCGGUUAAAAUCCUACCCAAUCAACAGGAAGGCACGGAAACUGGAAAAGAAUCUAUUUGAAUAAAUCAAUCUAUAUAUAAAUGUACAAAAAAUAUAUACGAUAUAUAAGGAGGGUGCCAUUUUCUGUUAUGUUUUUUUAUUACUUUCUGUUGCAAAGGAGUGUUUGCUUGGGGAGGAAUUAUUUUCUCAAAGACUGAACUGGCAGAAGUUGGCGAGGCCCCUCAGUGUUAUAAAUUUUCAACUGACUUUGUUGUGUUCUCUGUUGUUGCCAUGACAACACCCUCUGACUAGUACGGCACUCUGCGCAGGACAAAAUGGGACCGGAGUUCCAAUCAGCUCCAUUCACUGCUAUGUAUCCAAGGCAACAACACACAGACAUUUGUAAAUUGUAUGCAACAAAAUGGCAAACUUUACCAUUAUUUUGAAAUUGUGUAUGUAAAAGUUAUAUUUUUACAUGUAGACUGUUGUUAUUUUGUGUUUUAGAAAUAUGUUGUAUCGGUUUUUUUGUUAAAAGAUGAAAAAGUAAAAUUCAGUGUGUGUUGAAAAAAUGUGUCACAUUGAAAAUGUAGUGAGGUCAAAAGUUCCGAAUCAUUUUUUUUUCUCUCUUCAACAUUAUGUUUAUUAUCUGUGGGGGACAUUUUUGAGGGUUCGUGGGAGGAAUCAGAAAUCAUAAAAGAUAUAUGACAUUUGAUUAAUUCUCCAUGCCUCAUGACAUUACCAUUUUUAAUUGUAUUUUUUGCAGAGAAAUGUGUAAAUAGUCAUAAAACAUUUUCUGUGGGGUUUCUGUGGGGUGAGAACUUGCCAGUGAGAGGCGGUGAUGAUGAACUUGUUUUGAUUUUUUGUGAGGUUGUAUUUGUCCAGUUAGUAGCCAGGUGCCAACUUUUAGUUCUGGUCAGUGGUGCUCAGUACUGUAUGUGGUUUUGAUUGCAGACCCUCUGAAGUGUAAGUCAAAUUAUAGUCUUUGCUUGCACCAAGAAUCACUUGUCAGAGCCGACGUAGCCAUUUUUGCCAAGAGUUCAGUGCAAAUGCAAAAUCUCAUAAAAACACAGCAUAUCAUAACUCAAAAAUACACAACCUGAUUUUUGCUGUUAUAAAUAUCUGUUAUAAUAAGAAUUGUUAGAGGAAAUGUGUUGCGACGCACCUUUUCAGAAAUGACAUAAAUCACUGCAAAAACUUGGUACCUGAAGAAUGUUCACAACUUCAGUACACUUUGUUCCCCGUGGUGCCCGGCUCUGACUCUGGUGCAUUUAUGUCCUUCAAGAUGGGUUGUAAAUGUUGAUUAAAUCAAAGACCCUCAGCACCUGAUUCAAGAUUAAUAUAUGAAAAUUGUGUAAAAGAUUGGAGUGUCGCUAAUAUAAAAUAGCAGGUCGUCAGCGAACAAUCUUAUCAGCUAUUUCCCCAAAAAGAUAUCAGAUCGCGUGCAAGGCAGUUUCAGUCUUUUGUUUUUAGUGUUUGCCAUUAAAAUUGAGCUUUUUAUUGAAAGGAAAAGCUGCUUUGAAUCGGACCUAGGUUAAACACUUGGAUUGAAUCUGUCAGUGUAAGUGCUAAAUGUAUUUUUUAAGUAAUGUUUUUAUUUUUGUGAUGCUUCAUUUCAUAUUUUCUCUUUGUUGUAUAAUCAAGUCAUCUCCCGAAUUACAGUAUCUUCAUUUUUAUGUUACCCCUGAUGUUUCUAUUAGCCAAAAUGUUAACUUUUUUUUUCUUUUCCCUCCUUGUUGUACAUACACACCUCAUUUCUCUUUUUCAGUGACUGUGCCAUGAGCUUUGUAAUCUGUUACUCUGUACCAGUUUUACUGCAAUAAUGAGUUGAAUUCAAAAUGGCCACUCCUGUCCUUUAUUUUUCCCAGCAAUGUUAGAAACAGGAUGCAUUUCUCUCUUUUCCUAUAAAGACCCCAUUUAAAAGAACAAAUACACUCGGGUAUACUCCAGACAUGAGAGUAACAAACAUCAGUAGCACACAAAUCUGAAAUUUGUUACAUUUAUAUAAUACUAAAUAUAGUUUGCAUUUUUUUUCCAUGCAAAAGGAUAAAACAAACAUUUUAUACAAAAGACCAUAAUGGAUGUUAACAUGGCACUUCAUUAACAGAGAAUAUUCAGAUUCCUGUGAAAGAAAAUGACAAAAUGAACAAUCAAAAGAGCCAUGAGUUUUCAUGUCUAUAUAACAGAACAUUUUAAUUGUACAAAUGUCCACUGCCAGAAGAAAAAAUAUUUAAAACUCCUGUUAAUAUUUUACUGUUCUUCUUGCUGAGUAUUUCACCUAAAGACAUUGAAUAUUUUUCCAGUUUCAUAUAAUUCAUAAAUCAGUAGAAAUGAUUUAUACUGAAGCAUAUGUGUUACUCUUUGAAAACUCAGAUUGGAUUAAUUUAUUCUUGGGAUCCAAGCUUAUUAAACCGCAUCAGUAUUUUAGUUUUUUUAAUUGAGUUAAGUGCUAUAAAUAAAUUGUAGUUCACAGCUGAAUUCAAAUCCCAAAGGAUUCACAACGAAUGGAUGAUCAUGUCAAGAAAUUAAAAGAAAUAAAACAUACAGCAAAAAGAUUUUAUCCCUUUCAGAUCAUUUUUUUUAGAUUCCUAACUGUUUUAUAAAAUAAUAUUUGAAGUUCAGAUUUUUUAAAUCAUGUAGUAUUGGUGUUAGGUAAAGGCAGUGAAUUAAUCACUGUUUGACAUUUUACUGAAAGCAGAGAGGGGGAAACUGGUAGCCGAAUCCCAACAACUCUAAGGCUGUCCGACUUACAAUGAUUUGUAUAUUUCAGCUAACAAGCUAUUCACAUGUCCGCCCAAGCUUUUGUGUUUAGAUAGUCAGGACAGAGCUCAAAUCUGGUAACUCCAGGGUGAGGACAGGACUUCUGAGAUUCUGCAUGUAGUCACCGCAACCAGUGGUCGUUAGCUUGAAUGCUAAUUUCUGGUCUCUUUUUUACAUUUCUGCAGCUAGUCAAUAAUUCCAAACAUGUAAAGGGGACACACUUGUAGGAUAUACUGAUAUUCUGGAACACAAACAAACCACUAGGAAUACAUAGGAAAGGUUUUAUUUGUGAUUUUGAUGAACUGACCACAUGAGCUGACGGUUACUGUACGGUUUCUAGAAAAAGGUCUCAAUUUUACUAUAUCAAACAUGGUCAAAUAUGUGGAUUUAAAGUUAUGGAAUUCCUCUAAAUCCAUUAACAACAACCUGCAUGGCUGCAUCCAUCUCACCCAUAUUCAUUGCUGUUUUUGUGGCAGUUUUUGUCCAUUUGUCCAAACGGUUUGAACAGCAUCAGUGAGAACAACAGCAGACAGACAAGUCAGAUGUGGGGGCAGAAAUUCAGAGGUCAGGAAACAGGUUACGAUUUAGUAUUUGGAGAGUCCAGAAUUCUGAAAAAUGAAUAUAAUAAUAAUUUAAACACAAAUUAGUAAUACCAGGCAAUAAUUAAAUUCCAUUAAAAAAAAAAAAGUAAAUCCAAAUGGCAUACAGUACAGGGGACUCCAAUAACAAUAUGAACAACAAUCCCAUUUUACUGCGAUGAUGUUGACUCAUCUGCUUAUUCAGUUCGUCAUGUCUCUCGGUAUUAUUUGUCCUUUUCAAAGACAUGCUUCAUUUUUCAGUAUUCUGAUCAUUACAUGAAGAUGAAAAUAUAUUAACUGUGGCCUUUUUUCUUUCUUCUUGUUCCUCGUGAUGCAAUUCAGUUGAAAAUAUG
Molecule: messenger RNA, 10335 nt
Organism: Larimichthys crocea (large yellow croaker)
Lineage: Eukaryota; Metazoa; Chordata; Actinopteri; Sciaenidae
Gene: tcf4
Product: transcription factor 4
Exons: 20
Coding region: 904-3018 (704 amino acids)
Biological process (GO): regulation of transcription by RNA polymerase II
Cellular component (GO): transcription regulator complex; chromatin
Molecular function (GO): RNA polymerase II cis-regulatory region sequence-specific DNA binding; protein dimerization activity; DNA-binding transcription factor activity, RNA polymerase II-specific
Source: RefSeq, a predicted model, not a curated record